This is a messenger RNA of Abrus precatorius (Indian licorice), 1611 nucleotides long. RefSeq names its product SH3 domain-containing protein 2. Bases 125 to 1213 code for a protein of 362 amino acids. NCBI's taxonomy places the organism in Eukaryota, Viridiplantae, Streptophyta, Magnoliopsida, Fabales, Fabaceae. The transcript has 11 exons. Gene Ontology annotation, molecular function: protein binding. The record is from RefSeq and is a predicted model, not a curated record.
UCAACUCAACUCAAUUAUUAUUAUAAUUUCUAUGUUCCGUUCUGUUCUCUUCUAACUAUUCCAAACCUCUCUCUCUCUCUCUCUCUCUCUCUCUGGAAAGACCCAGCCAGUUACGUACAGAAUAAUGGAUGCUAUACGCAAGCAAGCUAGCAAAUUAAGGGAGCAAGUCGCUAAGCAACAGCAGGCCAUACUUAGACAGUUGGGCCAAAUUAGCAGUGAACCGCUCAUGACUGAUGAAUCUGAAAUUGAAUGCCAUCAGCAUCUUAGAAAGUUAUACACUUCUACAAAGACAGCUAAGCAUUUUCAGCGGCAUAUUGUUCGUGCUAUCGAAGGAUUCAUCUCUGUUAGUUCCAAGCAGAUGGAGAUAGUGAGGAAGUUGGCUAAGGACUGCAGUAAGUACGGGACUGAGAAUCAAGGAAGUAGUUACCCCCUUGCAAGGGCUUCUCUUCAAUUUGGUAACUCGUAUGAUGUAUUGGAAAGCGAGAGGGAGACUUUACUUGGGAUUUUAGGUGAUCAGAUCUCUGAGCCACUGCGGGCACAGAUAACAGGAGCUCCUUUAGAGGAUGCACGACACCUCACUCACCGCUAUGACAAACUUCGUCAAGAAGUAGAAGGCCAGGCUGCUGAAGUUUUGAGGCGUCGAUCAAAGUUGAGGGAUUCUUCUGUUUCUGCAGAGAGUUCCAUGAGGCUUCAAAAUGCAGAAACAAGGUUGAAAGAACUUAAAUCUGCAUUGGUGGCACUUGGUAGAGAAGCAACAGCUGCUAUGUUGUCCGUUGAAGAACAACAGCAACAGAUAACUCUCCAAAGCCUCCGUACAAUGGUGGAUGCUGAGAGAGCCUAUCAUCAGCAUGUCCUUGUUAUUCUAGAGAAACUAUAUGGUGAGAUCAUUGAGGAGAGACAACCGAAAGAGUCUACAUCAUUUCCACUGCCAAGUGAUGGAUAUAAUCAACCUGUAGAUGAGAAUACUAAUUCAAAUGGCUUAGAUUAUAAACACAACAGUCAAACAGGCACAUACUUUUUUGCAAAGGUCAUACAUCCAUUUGAUGCUCAAGCUGAGGGGGAGUUAAGCUUAUCAAUUGAUGAUUUUGUUGUAGUUCGUCAGGUUGAUCCCAAUGGAUGGUCUGAAGGAGAAUGCAAAGGCAAUGCUGGAUGGUUUCCCUCUGCUUAUGUACAGAGACAGGACUUAAUACCAGCCAGCAAGAUAGUGGAAUAAUAUCGGCACGAUGCCAAUAUUGGUCUUUUGCUUAGGUGAGGCUCAAAUUGUAUAUUGUAAUCACGGAAUAGGUGCUUUUGAAAAGCAAUAGCAUGUGCUUACAAUUAUUUUUAGGUAGUUCUGUCUUCUCUGCAGUAUGUUGUAUAUGUGAGCAUAAUUGCAAGAGGAAAUAACAGUUUGAAUAUGUAGAGUGAUAUAUUAUUGGUAUUUUCUUAGGCUCUUGGUUCAUUCUAAGGAACUUAGUUUUUGAGAUGAAAAGCUUAGUAAGGUGGGUAAAUGCUAAUUUCUGCUGUCCAUAUUCUAUAGGAUGGUCUGUAAUUCUAAACGAAGAUAUGGUGAGAAACAUUGUAUUAGGAAAUCUUCCGAUGUAUCAAUGUGGAAAAGGUGAUUAUAUUUUU